AUGGAAACUGGCGAAGCCAAUUUAGAACUCAUCAAAAAGCCAGUCUUGACUCAUGCAAACAUUCGAGGACUAAACGCGUCUCUGAGAAAAGAGAAUUUCAAAUACAUUCCCGGAUCGCGAGAACUCUACAACAUCAAAUACGACCCUGAAGAGAAAAAUAAUCUUAUUGACAACGAAGGCACGCAAGAUUUUGUUGCCUACCUGGACGACUACUUGAGCGAUUAUCUUGACCACUUGGAAAAGCGAGAAAUCGCAACAAGAAAGGGCGCUGAGAAGGAGUCCUGUUAUCCCCAAUUUGUUCGUUUCAACCAGUGGGCUAUUUAA
Messenger RNA from Oikopleura dioica, 324 nucleotides. The record is from the annotation of a GenBank genome assembly. Lineage: Eukaryota; Metazoa; Chordata; Appendicularia; Copelata; Oikopleuridae.